This is a messenger RNA of Clunio marinus, 1463 nucleotides long. NCBI's taxonomy places the organism in Eukaryota, Metazoa, Arthropoda, Insecta, Diptera, Chironomidae. The record is from the annotation of a GenBank genome assembly.
UCAUCCCCUCAAACUUAUCUCUAGCUAGCCGGUCAAAAAUGAAGUUUAUUGUAAUUCUCGCAUUUGUUUCAUUAUUAAUGUGCUCUGCUAAUGCAGAAGAGAAGAAGGAAACACUUGUGCUCUUAGAUAAUUUAGCAACACGUGAAACUCAUUCGAUUUUCUUCAAAAAUUUGCAAGAUCGCGAUUUCAAAUUAACUUUCAAACUUGCUGAUGAUGCUGGAUUAGUUCUUUCAAAAUAUGGCGAAUAUCUUUAUCAAAACUUGAUAGUUUUUGCACCAUCUGUAGAAGAAUUUGGAGGAUCAAUUUCAGUUGAAUCUAUUACUGAAUUUAUUGAUAAUGGUGGUAAUGUAUUAGUCGCUGGAUCAUCAACAUCUGGAGAUGCUAUUCGUGAGCUUGCAUCAGAAUGUGGAUUUGAAAUUGACGAAGAAAAUGCUGCGGUUAUCGACCACUUAAACUUUGAUGCACUUCUUGAUAAAGGCGAUCACACAACCAUUGUUGCCUCACCUAAAAAUCUAAUUGAUUCUGAGAUUAUUGUUGGAGGAAAGAAUAUCAAACCUCUAUUAUAUCGUGGAACUGGAAUAAUUGCUGACAGAGAAAAUCCUCUCAUUCUUCCCCUACUCACAGCUGAUUCAACCGCUUACAGCUACGUUCCUGAUUCACCAAUCAAAGAAUAUCCUCAUGCCGUUGGAAAAGGAACAAUUCUUAUUGCUGCACUUCAAGCUCGUAAUAAUGCAAGAAUUGUUUUCUCUGGUUCACUUUACUUCUUCUCUGAUGAGGCAAUCAUGAGUAUUGUGAAGAAAGUUAAUGACAACACUGUUCAUGAUCAAUCUGGCAACAUCAAUGUUAUCAACUCAAUUAGUCGAUGGGUGUUUGGAGAAAAUGGACAGAUUAGAGUCGCAUCAGUUAAACAUCACAAAGAAGGUGAAAAAGAACCACCAGCGAGUUACACAAUCCUAGAACCAGUCGUUUAUACCAUUGAGAUUGAACAACUUAUUGAUGGAAAAUGGAAACCUUUUGUUGCAAAUGAUGUUCAACUUGAGUUUGUUCGGAUUGAUCCAUUUGUGCGAGUUACUUUGAAAUCUAUUGGAGGAGGAAAAUAUCAGGCGAAGUUUAAAAUUCCUGAUGUUUAUGGGGUUUAUCAAUUUAAAGUUGAUUAUGACAGAGUUGGUUUAAAUCAUCUCUACAGCACAACUCAAGUUUCUGUUCGACCUCUUACACAUACUCAAUAUGAACGUUUCAUUCCAAGCGCUUAUCCGUACUAUGCAAGCGCAUUCUCAAUGAUGUUUGGCGUAUUCGUCUUUUCAUUUGUCUUCUUAUAUUUCAAAGAUAAGCCUGAGAAAGCAGAAGUUGAGAAGAAGACUAACUAAAAAGCUUCUUUUUAUCUUAUCAGAAGCUUUUGAUACUUUAGCAGUGCAGUGUUCAAAUUUUUUCUUGAAUAAAAAACAUCUAAUCAAAAAUGAAUA